UGCAACCAAAACUUAUAUUGGCCUGAAAUCGUACCGUCCCCAAAUGUCCACCGACAUGAGGAGGGAAGGCAAAGUUUCAACUUUUCAAAGAAACGCCCCCCUUGCCCUCCAAAAUUUCGCUCCCCAAAUCUCAGAGGCGCCAUUCCCAAACUUUCCAAACUAUAAACUCUUCUACCAUCGCCCCUCGUCUUCUCUCCCUGUCGUCUCUUGAAUCCCAGAAUCUCUUCUCGUCCCCAAUCCUUCUCCUUAUCAUCUCCGAUCCCAUGGCCGUUCCUUCAAGCUCCUCCGCCUACGGCGGCAACAACGAGGGGGCGAGCAGGAAGAGAGGUGCCUCGUCCCUUUCCACCAGCGCCGCCGCCGCCGCCGCUGCUCCGAAACGGACCAAGAAUCCUGGUGUCCGGGUCGUUGGAGGGCGAAUCUACGAUUCCGAGCACGGGAAGACAUGCCAUCAGUGCCGACAAAAGACAAGGGACUUCGCGGCUGCCUGCAAGCAGAUGAAGAAGGACAAGCUCUGCACCAUUAAGUUCUGUCACAGCUGCCUCCGCAAUAGAUACGGGGAGGAGGCGGAAGAGGUGGCGAAGUCGGAGAAUUGGAGCUGCCCCAAAUGCCGCGGCAUUUGCAACUGUAGCUGCUGCAUGAAGAAGAGAGGUCAGCAACCAACUGGAAUUCUCGUCCAUGCUGCCAAGGCAACUGGGUUUUCCUCGGUUUCUGACUUGCUGCAGCAAAAAGGAUCUGAAGUACUUAAUGCAGCGAAUGUUAUUAAAAGUAUGAGUUCAAGAAAAACCCCUGCUUCUAAAAUGGGGUCCGUAGCUCUGAAAAGAGGUCGUGAUAAGGAAAACUACCAUGUUGAGCAGAAGGAUACCGAUGGUGGUGACAGUGAAGGGGAACUCUGUGUGAAAAAAGAAAAAAAGAACCGCUCAAAGAAACUAACGAGAGACAUUGGUAGUGAGAAUUCCACUAGAUGCAGUGGAGCUGUUUUGAACCAAGAGAAGGAAAACUUACAAGGAAAAAAAUUUAUUGAAGGCUCAAAUAGUGCCUCAGAGAAAGAGGUGUCGGUAGAUGGUGAUGAGAGACGGGCAUGCAGCAAUGGCGAUGAGACAAAAUUGCCAGUUAAUGGAAAUGCCAGUGAAUCAAAAGCCGAGUCUCUUCCAAAAGUACUCAAGUUUAGAAAAUAUGGUAUUAAAAAGCUUUGUAAGCAGACUGUUGAAGAGACUGUGCUGCCUGAAGGCAGUCCCUUAACAAAGGUCGGGGAUGUUGAAUUCCCUGCCGAAGAUGUGGGAGAUGCCUUGCAGUUUCUGGAAUUCUGUAAAGCAUUUUUAAAGGUGCUUGAUAUAAAGAAAGGUCAAGCUAAAGCUAUUCUUCGGGAACUAGCAAGAGGACGUGUUGGGCGCCAUGCAGCAAAUUCGUUGAUUGUUCAGUUUCAUAUCAAAUUGUUAUCUCUCAUCCAAAAGAACAAGGGAGAGAAUUUUGGUAGGCCUCUGUCUUGCUCAACAAGAAGUGGAGAAUCAUGGCUGCACGCUCUUAAAACAUGUAUUACCGGGUCUCAAUGUCCCUUCAAGAAUUUUCCUUUGGAUUGUCUUAACAAUGGCCUGCUGGGAUAUGAUAGUUUGGAUCCAUCAAAGAAGCUUAGAGUUUUGAAUUUUCUUUGUGAUGAGUCCCUUGGUACUGAAGAAUUGAGGCGUUGUAUUGACAAGGAAAAUUUAAAUUAUAUUGAAAGAAAGAAGGCAGCCAAAGAAAAAGUUCAAGCUGCUAAAAGAAAGGAAAAGGAUCUCAAGAAGAAGCUGAAAGAUGAUGUGGCCAAAGCGAUGCUUUCUUUGAAAGAAGCUCCUCUUUCAGUUUCUGAGCAGGGCAAUCUUAUUUCAACAAUAAAGUCUGAGACGGAGAAAAUUCAUGCUGAGAUUCUAGAAUCAAUGGAACUUUUACCCAAGAAGCAACAAAGACAAGAUGCCCUUCGGACUGAGCCCAUGCUUUUGGAAAAAAGUGGGCAUGCAUAUUGGAAAUUGGAGGGUCAUUGCAGGAAUUCAAAUAUCAUACUUCAAGAUGUUGGGCAUUGGGACUCCCUUGCUCUUGAGGAUAAGUGGUUUGCCUAUGAUGAAGAUGAAGAGAAUGCAGUUGAGAAACAUAUUUCCUCUUUAUGGAAGCUAAGACAUAGGAGGAAAUAUUUAGAGAAAAAAGCAUCUGCGGACAGUCAAGGGACAGAGUCUCUUUAACCAAUUGACCAUCUCCAAAUUGCUGAGACGAAGAACCAGAAGCUUCGCGACCGGUCGGGAGAUGUGCUGCAAUGUAUUUUGAUUUGUAUAACCAGAUACAAACUUGGAUUCCUAAGGGCUCACCACCCUGCUUAUUUUGAUUCUUGGGUGGUGCUUUUGAUGGGGAACCAUUAUUUGUAUUGUAUAACCAGACAAACAUGGAGGGCUCAUCAUCCUGCAUAUUUUAUCUUUUAAACCCAUUCUUUUGAUGGGGCAAUUGUGCCACUUAAAUGGUGUUUGUGAUAGCUCAAAUUUUGCCUAUUAUUCAGUUCUGUAAAGAACCAGCAGGAUUCUUCCUGAUGCAAUUAGAAUGUGUAUUCUGUGAGGUA
Molecule: messenger RNA, 2578 nt
Organism: Phoenix dactylifera (date palm)
Lineage: Eukaryota; Viridiplantae; Streptophyta; Magnoliopsida; Arecales; Arecaceae
Biological process (GO): regulation of DNA-templated transcription
Cellular component (GO): nucleus
Source: RefSeq, a predicted model, not a curated record